UACCCUCUGCCCACCUUCUCCAUUAUUUUCACACGCAUCCUCCUUUUUUUUUCUGAUUAGGUUUAGAGUAUUUUCAAUUGAAGUCUUCGAGAUCUCAGUUCUAUUUCCGGUUAGGGUUAAGGCUUUGCUCCACUAGUUUCUGCUAUUGUAGAGAUUAUUUCAGCUACUGCGAAUUUCUAGUGAGAGAAACGUAAUUCUAGUGAGAGAAACAUGAGCGGGGAGCUUGUAGGUAUCCAACCCCGCGAGCUGAAGUUCACCUUUGAACUUAAAAAGAAAAGCUCAUGCUCUGUUCAGCUUGUCAACCACUCGGACCAAUAUGUUGCUUUCAAGGUUAAGACAACCUCUCCCAAGAAAUACACUGUGCGUCCAAACAUUGGAGUUAUCUUGCCAUAUGCAACUUGUGACUUUACAGUCACAAUGCAAGCUCCUCAUGAAGUACCACUAGGCAUGCAGUGCAAGGAUAAGUUCUUAGUUCAGAGUACUGUUGUUCCGUUUGGGACUACCGUAGAAGACCUCCCAUCUGGCUUGUUUUCACAAGAAAAUAGCAGAAAAUUUGAAGAAUACAAGUUGAAAGUGGUCCUUAUCAGCCCCCCCAACUCUCCCGUGUUGCAACCAAUCAAUGCAGCCUUGAGGUCAUCAGAACCGGCUUAUGAAACAGAGCCAGCUUAUGAAACUUUAAAAGCAAAAGAGCAACCAUUGGAUCAAACUGAAAACCUUCCUCCGCCUCAAGUUGUUACUGAGGAUAUCGAGAAUCUGAGAUCAAAGCUGAGUGAGGUUACUGAGGAUAUCGAGAAUCUGAGAUCAAAGCUGAGUGAGGCUGAGAGGAUGAUGACAAGGUUGCAGGAAGAGAAAAGCAUUAUCCUCGAGCAAAAUGAAACAUUGCAACAAGAAAUGGCAUUAGUGAAAAAGCGGCCUCGAGUGAAAGUGCAAGUGGGUUUCUCCUUUUUAUUUGUCUGUUUUAUCGGCCUUGUUGGUGCAUCUUUGGGUUACCUCCUACAUCUCUAGUCUUUUCACAUGUUUUGGGGCUCCACGCUGGUUAUAGUGAAAAUUUGUGGGAAUUUUUGAAGUAUUUAUAUUUGUUUAGAAAAUUAUAAAUAGCCCUUUUGUUGUUUAAAAUCAAUAAUGCAAAUUGCUGUUCCUUCAAUGUAUAUUAGUUCUUUCUUGA
This is a messenger RNA of Amborella trichopoda, 1165 nucleotides long. RefSeq names its product vesicle-associated protein 2-2. The record is from RefSeq and is a predicted model, not a curated record. Lineage: Eukaryota; Viridiplantae; Streptophyta; Magnoliopsida; Amborellales; Amborellaceae. Gene Ontology annotation, cellular component: plasma membrane; endoplasmic reticulum membrane. Gene Ontology annotation, biological process: endoplasmic reticulum membrane organization.